AUGGCCUCUUCAAUUCCCACCGAAGCUCCGACCGAUAUCCGCAUCCUCGCACUCAACUGCUGGGGUCUGAAAUACAUCGCCAAGUACCGCCAUGAACGCAUGUCGGAGAUCGGGCGUCAGCUGGCAUUAGCCAACCCGUCGCCAGAGAUAGUGGGACUACAAGAAUGCUGGACACAAAAGGACUACGAAAGCAUCCGUGACCAAACCCGACACAUACUACCAUAUGGAAAGUUCUAUUAUGGAGGAAUAUUUGGCGCAGGAUUGGCGAUUCUGUCAAAAUGGCCGAUUGAGGAGAGCAGCAUGUUCGGAUACCCGUUGAACGGCCGGCCGACAGCGUUCUUCCGAGGAGACUGGUUCGUGGGCAAAGGUGUUGCCAGCGCAAGGGUCAGAUUUGGCCCUGGUUCUGCAGAUGUGGCAGAGGUGUUCUGUACACAUUUACACGCCCCGUAUGAGCGCGAACCAAACGACUCCUAUAUCUGCCACCGAACCGCGCAGGCAUGGGAGAUCUCCAAGUUAAUGCGCGGCGCUGCUGAGCGCGGCCAUCUAGUCAUAGGCCUUGGCGAUUUCAAUAUGCUGCCUUCUUCAUUCGCCCACCGGCUGAUCACAGCCCAGAGCCCUGUCCGCGACGCCUGGCGCGAGCUGCACCCCGACUCUUCACUCGCGGCAGCAAUCGACCCGGUUGAACAGGCUCGGAACCGGCCUAUUCCCACGGCGGAGUUCAAUCUUUCCGAGAACGGAGCUACCUGUGACGGGUCAUUCAACACAUGGCGCUGGUCUGAGAAUAUGCGCAAGCGUCUAGAGAAGGGCGAGGACAUCGUCAUCGAAAACGACACCCCAGAUCCCCGUGGUAAACGUCUGGACUAUAUCUUCGUCGGCGAUGGUGGCUACCCGCCUGCCUUCCCACCGUCUCGUUGGUCAGUCGAGUCUGUCCAAGUUUCUAUGACACAACGCCACCCCACUCUCCUUUGUUCUUUGAGCGAUCACUUUGCCGUCGAAGCUGUCAUUACCCGAUCCCCUGCGAGGUCGACAUACCCUCCUUCCCACCCUGACUCUGCCCCAGCUUCUCCCGACUGCCCCACUCUUCAUACAACAACUUCAAAGCAAGUCUCCCCCAACGCGGCCUUGUCUCCCGAAACAUACGACCACAUAAUUGAGAUGACUCACAAGUACGUAUACCGUGAGCGCUCUCAGCGCCGCUGGCGUCUUGCGCAUUUCAUAGCGUCUAUUGUGAUUUCAAUUGGUUGCAUGGUCGGCGUGUGGUGGAUUGGUAACCGUACCUACAUCGGGUUCUUGCUUAUCCUGAUCAGCACUCUGAACUUUGCUGCUGGAGUCUUGGACGGUCUGAUCGGUGGAUUAUUCAUGUCUAGUGAGCUGCGUGCUUUGAAAGAGUUCGAGUGGGAGGUGAGAAACGCACGAAGUUUGGUGGUUGCUGCUGAGAGCGGUGCUGGUGCUGUUUCAAAAGAAACGGAGAGAGAUGACAAGGAUUGUUGA
Molecule: messenger RNA, 1491 nt
Organism: Penicillium soppii
Lineage: Eukaryota; Fungi; Ascomycota; Eurotiomycetes; Eurotiales; Aspergillaceae
Product: inositol phosphosphingolipid phospholipase
Exons: 1
Coding region: 1-1491 (496 amino acids)
Cellular component (GO): cytoplasm
Molecular function (GO): sphingomyelin phosphodiesterase activity
Source: RefSeq, a predicted model, not a curated record